Messenger RNA from Stegastes partitus (bicolor damselfish), 6154 nucleotides. It is a transcript of the gene kctd3, whose product is annotated as potassium channel tetramerization domain containing 3. Gene Ontology annotation, molecular function: protein binding. Lineage: Eukaryota; Metazoa; Chordata; Actinopteri; Pomacentridae. Bases 323 to 2932 code for a protein of 869 amino acids. The transcript has 19 exons. Gene Ontology annotation, biological process: protein homooligomerization. The record is from RefSeq and is a predicted model, not a curated record.
AUUCAAGGCAGUGAUGCAAACAAGCCCGCUGGAAAAUAAAGGGAUUCUUGUGUGGCUGUCUUGUGGACAUAAAGACCCCCUGCCUCUCUUCGCCCACUAUGCGGAGGCUCGACGACACCCACGCAGCCCGCUGAGGUCGUGUACAAGGGCUGUUUUAUGGACGGCGGCGGCGGCGGCGGCACCGGGGAGAGGCUGUGAGGCUGGACCGUCCGGGGGCAUCAGCUGAGCUGGACGGAGCAGCGUUAGCAAGCUAGCCUUUUCGUGACAGAACACGGUCGUAACGGGGGAACGGCGACUCCUCGGCUGCUUCGCUUCGCUCAUCAUGGCCACGAACGGUAACAAUUUGACGCCGGGGAUGGGAGAGAUCAUCCAGCUGAACGUCGGCGGGACGAGGUUCAGCACCUCCAGACAGACUCUCAUGUGGAUCCCAGACUCUUUCUUCUCAAGUUUACUGAGUGGAAGGAUAUCCACUCUUCGGGAUGAAACUGGAGCUAUAUUUAUUGACAGAGACCCGACAGCUUUUGCACCAAUUCUGAAUUUCCUGCGAACCAAAGAGCUCGACCUGCGGGGGGUCAACAUCAGCGUCCUGCGGCAUGAAGCAGAGUUCUAUGGGAUUACUCCUUUAGUACGGCGCCUGCUGCUCUGUGAGGAACUGGACCGCUCAUCAUGUGGGAGUGUUCUCUUCCACGGUUACCUGCCUCCCCCAGCCAUCCCUGCCCGUAAGUCCAGUCCUGCCUUAGCCGCCUCCGGCUCCGUCUCUGAUGAGCGGCCGGGUCCAAGCGGAGCAGAGGGCUUCACCCGCGGUGUCCCCCUUCCUCACCCGGCCUUCUCUGGCUCCCCUGGAACAGAUGACAACCACAAAUUAGGUCCCAUGGUUGACCCUAGGAAAGUGUUGAUUAUAGCCGGACACCACAACUGGAUUGUAGCAGCUUAUGCACACUUUGUCAUCUGCUACAGAAUCAAAGAAUCCUCUGGAUGGCAGCAGGUGUUUUCCUCCCCCUACCUUGACUGGACCAUUGAACGUAUUGCACUUAAUGCCAAAGUGGUUGGUGGCCCGCAUGGAGACAAGGACAAGAUGGUGGCUGCCGCCUCUGAAAGCAGCAUCAUCCUCUGGAGUAUCCAAGAUGGAGGAAGUGGGAACGAGAUCGGUGUGUUCAGCCUCGGCGUACCUGUUGAUGAUCUCUUCUUCAUCGGAAACCAGCUGGUGGCUACGAGCCACACGGGAAAGGUCGGGGUGUGGAACGCUGUCACGCAACACUGGCAGGUUCAAGAUGUGGUUCCCAUCACCAGCUGUGACACAGCAGGAUCCUUUCUACUACUGGGCUGCAACAAUGGCUCCAUCUACUACAUCGACAUGCAAAAGUUUCCACUGAGGAUGAAGGACAACGAUCUUUUGGUGACUGAGCUUUAUCAUGACCCUUCUAACGAUGCCAUCACUGCACUGUCUGUCUACCUCACACCUAAAACCAGUGUGAGUGGGAACUGGAUAGAGAUCGCCUACGGGACCAGCAGCGGAGCAGUGAGAGUGAUCGUGCAGCACCCGGAGACGGUGGGAUCAGGCCCGCAGCUCUUUCAGACGUUCACUGUGCACAGGAGCCCGGUGACCAAGAUUAUGUUGUCUGAGAAACAUCUGGUGUCAGUGUGUGCGGACAACAACCACGUUCGGACGUGGACGGUGACCCGGUUCAGGGGGAUGAUCUCCACGCAGCCCGGCUCCACCCCUCUGGCUUCCUUCAAGAUACUGUCCCUGGAGGAGACGGAGAGCCACGGGAGCUACUGCUCUGGGAAUGAUAUAGGUCCAUUUGGAGAGAGAGACGAUCAGCAGGUUUUCAUCCAGAAGGUCAUCCCCAUCACCAACAAACUGUUUGUGAGGCUCUCAUCAACUGGAAAAAGGAUCUGUGAGGUGCAGUCCGUGGAUGGGACCACCAUCUCCUGCUUCAUGGUACGGGAGUGCGAGGGUUCCAGUCGAAUGGGAUCCCGACCGCGGCGCUACCUGUUCACCGGUCACGGCAACGGCAGCAUCCAGAUGUGGGACCUGACCACUGCGAUGGACACCGCCAACAAAGGAGAGGAGAGGAAGAAAGAGGAUGUUGGUGGACCUACAGAGGAGGAGCUGCUACAGCUGCUGGACCAGUGCGACCUGAGCACCUCCCGCUGUGCAACGCCUAACAUCAGCCCCGCCCCCUCGGUGCUGCACCACACACGCCUCCGAGAGUCCUGCUCGAGUCUGCAGCUACAGGUCCAGGAGCCCAUCCCAGAGAGCCAGGCCACUUACGGAGCUGUGCGACCCUACAGAGAGAGCCCCCUGCUGGCCCGCGCACGUCGAACUGAGUCCUUCCACAGCUACAGAGACUUCCAGAACUUCAGCCUGAGUCGAGGUGUCCUGGACAGCACGGGCCAGCCGUCCGCCCAUGGACCCGGUCAGACCCUCGAUGCCCGCCGCUCGCUCUGCGACUUUGGGCCUGAGGACAGUGAGAGGAGAGCUUCAGUCAUGGAGCUCUGGGCCUGUCGAACCACCAGCGUCAGCUCCAACACAAGCGCUGGAGCCGUGAGUGCUGCCGGCGUCUCUGGGGCGAAAGCAGAAAGCGGUCAAGAACCUCCACGGCAGCCUCCAGACAGCCCGGUUCCAGGAGGUGACGUCAGGCGAAAGGUGCAUCCUCAGCUGGAGGAAGGGGAGGGUGUUGGAUCAGGGGGGGAGGGGGCGAAGGUGGACGGAGGUGUGAGGAAGAGGGGAGUCCUGGAAGGAGGCUUUCUAGGGAGGAAGAGGGCUCCUCCAGUUCCACACCUCUCCUCCCUCCCCUCUGGAUCCGAAGGCGGCGGCAGCGACUCGUCUGCAAACGCCUCGCCGUCCCCGACCAAACUGGCCGCCUCCACCUCGCCGCGACACAGGAAGCUGGCGCCUGAGCCGUCCAGUCAGGACAGCAGCCUGUGAGGGCGCCCGUCAUGUGAUCAGUGGAUUUAUCUCAUUGAGGCGUCCUGCAGAUGCACGUCGGAGUUAUUAUUUGGGAGAUUAAGGCUGAAUACGACAGGAAAAACAAAAUCAGCUGCAGGCAACGUCACCGUCAAUUUCAAACCUACAUUUCUCACAUAAGUACAGUUCAGGAUGUUUGUUUUUUUCAGACCCACACAACAGAAGCACUACCACGGUUUAAUGAGCCCAAGAUGAAGAAGCAGCUACAACAUCCCAGCAGCUUGACAUCUCAACCAGAGCAGGAAUGCACAUUGUUGUUUGUCUUACAAAGAUUUAAUGAGUGACUCUGCUGGGUGCAACUGGAGCUCCACCAUCUUAUUCUGCUCAUGGCGAUUGUUUGAGGUUGACUUAACAGACUGGUGAUGACGGUCGCACUUUGAAGUUGCAGGCAUGAGUCAGAUAAGUCCUGAGGAACUGCUGAAAUAGUUUUCUCAUCCUGUGUCGAUGUUACUAACCCGAAGAGAACACACAGAGACGACAAGAACAGACAGAAGUCUGACUGACCAGGUACUUUUAAGGCUGUGUUGUUGCCGCCUGUGUGAUUGAAGCACAAGUUACAGAUAAGUGCAGACUAAAGUUUCUACAACAAAAAGAAAGAAAAAACAGAUGACAACACUGAGGGUUCUAACAAUGAAUGAGGAUUUGACUAUUUAGCUUGUGAGACUCUUAAACAGCUGCAAAACUGACAAAAGGCACAUCAUGCUCUUUAUCCAGAGUUUUACACUUUUAACCAUUUAAACAGAAAACAUUCAGAUUUAAGCAGAAUUUGAAUUAAAAUUUCUUCAGAUCUUUAGCUAACAGUUAUUUCCUUAAACAGAUAAGAUAUUUUUUAGACUGUAUCCAGUCAGAAAGUGUUGCCUAUCACACAAAUAUGUGACUUGUAUUGAUGUUAAAAAUGCAGCAAAACAUCUCAGAAGAACCCAUUUGGUGAUUGGCCACGCUGAUCUAGUUCCUUUUCAAAGACACGAUGAUCUCAACUGUCUGACAGUUUGGACAAUUUGUUGCGCAGUGAAUUUUUACUUCAACUUACCUUAAACUUGUUUCCUUGGGCAGAAUCUUUUCAGCUCCUUGAUUACAGCCGGACACACAGCGGUUACUGUUGGUGAAACACUCAAAGCCAAGCGACUGUAGCUGAUCGCAGCUCCAGCAUGCAAUAAGACCUUCUGGGUUGGUUGUUCGACAGCUCAAUACUAUGCAACGGUUGUGUUACGACGCACAACAGAAACUAACACUCUGGUUUCCACAUGAAGGCUCGCUAAACGUCGGUCGGCACUAUACGUGGAUGACGGCCUGCAAAAACACUGAACCCUCAUGUGAGUGUGCGCUUACUUUAACCUAUUAGUUCCAGUCCAAAGCCAUUAUUAAUUUACUCCUGUACUAAUUAUAGUUUAACAGCUUCCUCCAUCCUCAGCAAAGGCACAAAAAUGGCAACUGGUGUGUGGCGCCGAGUGUAUUUCGACUCAACAAUCGGAGGUUUUCCAUUAAACAAGUGCUGCAAAGCUUAAAAAUGUGCAAACAGCGAGGGCAAAUCUGCCUUCAGGUCAUACAGUGAUGAGUUUUCCUUGGUUUUUAAAUCAUCACUUGGUACAUGUGUUACUGUGGGGGAAGCUCACACCUGUGCUCUACAGCUCAUAAGGAAGAAAAACUAUUUGUGCUCCUGGUUAAAUUCUGAUUUUUUUUCUCUUCACAGUGGUGCCUGUUUGAGAUCGCGCUAAUUAUUUAUUUUUUUAUUUGAUUUUUUUUCACUACCAACAUGAUACUACACUCUAAUACGAGGACCUACACUACAUCACUUUACUCCCUCUGGAACAGGUUUUUUUUUUGUGUGUUGUCUUGUGUUGGAUGACUGUUGCAGUGCCUUAUUUAACUGUUAACUGUGUGUUUGAGUCUAUAAGGGUUGUGACCAAAGGCUAGUGAAGGCGGAGCUCAUUGUGGAGGCACAACGACGGACCUGUUCGCUCUGGCUUUGGCUAGAACUGUGUUAUGAUAGAUUUACAGCAGGCCAAAUCAGAUUAUACGAGUGGCAUUACAUUUAAAAUGUUUGUAAAUAUCCUCGAUUUAGACCAAGAUUGGAAAACCCAAACUUCUUCCUGAAACCUGAGGAUUUUUUUUGUUUUAUUUUUUUAAUCUGUAAGUUUGAGGUGAACCAGGUUCACUUUCUCUUCUAAGCAUAUCGUGGUAAAGCGUAUACUGGAAAGAAAAACAAUGCACCUUGUUGAAGAUAUAUUUGUGAAGGUCGUUCUAUGAGCUAAACCAACUCGAUCCUCUGAGUUUCCACUGCGGUUGGUCUGGCCGGCUCAUGAUCUCUGGUACUUUGUUAUAAAUAUUGCGAAGACAACUGUAAAAACUGGUGACGGUAAAAAAAAAAAAGAAAGAAAUGUUCAUUCUAAUUUGCCAAAUCCAGGAUCUAUGUAACAUCUUUCACUGCUUAUUACUUAUGUAUAAAAAUACAACAGACCAUGUGGUCCCUGCUUGUACAAAGAUGUAAAUUUUGAUACACUAACUGUACCGACAGUACUGAAAACAAAAUCCUCAUAUGGAUGCAUUGGUGUGUGUGUAAUGGUGUGUUCAUAUAAGGCCUAUACUGAUACUCUCAUGCUAUUGGACCUAACUGCAUUUGCACUUGCACUACGAAGACUAAUAGUAUAGUAACUUGCUAGUGUUUAUUUUAUAUAAAAAUAUACAGUCUAAAGUGUAUUUCCGCACAUCGCUGUUUGUCUGUUUUAUCUGUCCAUCCCUCACUGGCUACGUUUACAUUAUAUUACAGCCAGACGCUAAUGAGCUAAAGGAAACACAUAUCUGUUCAUGUAAACUGCCCCUGGGUGUUUUGACAUUGUGUAUGUUAGAAAAUGCUGCAUUGUGUUGUUCUGUUAUUAUUUACAGCUGCCUUCAGUGCUCAUCAGACACGACGACACUCACUAAACGCUCUCAUUGUACUGAACAUGUUCCUUUCUUUAACUGGCAGUGAUUAUUAUUAUUAUUAUUUUUAUUACCUGUUUACAUUCUCAAUCUGCAGAUCAUUCAGCUAUUUUUUACAUUUCACAUUAUUUUCAAGCAUAGGAACAUUUUCUGUGUGUAUCAUUGCAUAUUGUAUUAAACAAUGUGACACUGUUCUGGGAUCUUCACUCCAGUUUUGUGGCCACAGAGCAUCAACAGCAAAAAAUAAACAAAAAUCUGAAUUGU